UACAAAAACCUGUCCUCUGAUAUAAAACCAGCUUAUGGUCCGUUACUUCAUCGCUAUAGUUUUCAAAAUGUGAUAUCAGCGUUACCGCGUCUUACAUCUAUAGACGACCGCGUGCUUUGUUUUGCCUACAAAGAAGAUAACCCCACAUAUAGGUUGUAGCGUUGACGUCUUAAAACUCAGCAGCAGCAUGCCGUCGUGGGGGGCCCUGCUGGCCCAGCUGAGCGGGGUCAACCGCUACUCCACCAGCUUGGGGAAGGUGUGGCUGUCGGUGCUCUUCAUCUUCAGGGUGAUGGUGCUGAUCGUGGCGGCCGAGAGCGUGUGGGGAGACGAGCAGACGGACUUCACCUGUAACACCCUGCAGCCGGGCUGUGAGAACGUCUGCUACGACCACUUCUUCCCCGUCUCCCACAUCAGACUCUGGUGUCUCCAGCUGGUCUUCGUCUCCACGCCCACCCUCCUCGUCGCCAUGCACGUGGCCUACCGUAACCACGGCGACAAAAAGAGACUCCUACAGGCGUCUGAGCGGGCUGGUCUGUUUGGCACCCGUGGCUCCGAGGCCGAGGAGGCAGAGCUAGAGAACCUGAAGAGGCGGAGACUCCAGCUGACUGGCGCCCUCUGGUGGACGUACGCCUGCAGCCUGGUGGUCCGGCUGCUGUUUGAAGCGGGCUUCAUGUACGUCCUGUACGCGCUCUACCGCGGCUUCCAGAUGCCGCGGCUGGUGCAGUGCGUGGAGUGGCCCUGCCCCAACGUGGUGGACUGCUUCGUGUCGCGGCCCACCGAGAAGACGGUGUUCACCGUGUUCAUGGCGUCCGCCUCCAGCGUCUGCAUGCUCCUCAACGUGGCCGAGCUGGUCUACCUGGUCGUCAAGGCCGUCACUAGGAAGUCUUGAGAGAGACGCUUCCUGACUCCGCCUACUCC
Messenger RNA from Gadus chalcogrammus (walleye pollock), 918 nucleotides. RefSeq names its product gap junction beta-6 protein-like. Gene Ontology annotation, cellular component: connexin complex. The transcript is spliced from 6 exons. The coding region runs from base 188 to 889 and encodes 233 amino acids. The record is from RefSeq and is a predicted model, not a curated record. NCBI's taxonomy places the organism in Eukaryota, Metazoa, Chordata, Actinopteri, Gadiformes, Gadidae. Gene Ontology annotation, biological process: cell communication.